UCCUUUUCGCUGUCUCCUGUCUUCAACACAAACACACACCGCUUCCCAUCGAAGUAAUCGCCUUCCCUUGGAAUCGUCACCCUCGACCAACAUCAACAUGACUCAUCGCCAUCAAAAUCUCCUCCCAUUUUUUUCAUCUCUCAAUCCCUUGCAGAGAAACUCAGCCCCGCCAUGUCGAGUCGAAUCCCUCACCCUUCCUCACUACCUGAUAUCUCCAAAACCAAACGCUCCUUCCCAUGUAACAGCUCCACAUACUCCUCUUCCUCUUCCUAUUAUCUUUGGUUCCUUCCCAAGUUCCGAAAGAGCUCGAAGAACUUGGAGCUCACCGAAGAGAGCCUCAGCGAGCACAACCUACGGCAGGCGAAGAAGAUUUCCACCACCAGCCCCUACUACAAAGGCCUCACUGAUUCUCAGCUCUACAUCAACCGCAUUCGCAAGGGCGCCCUCAGCCCUAGCCGCGAGAGCCAUGCGACUCGAGCGACUGCCACCAGCUCCAUCUCGACCGCCUUAGUCAAGCUGGGCACUGUCUGUUUUAAAGGGAGGGGAUCUCCCAACGCUGCCCAGGAUGCUGAUGAUGCCCUUCCUCCUCGUCCGCUGCCGCUUCACAUGUCUUCUCCUCCGAAGGUCGUGGAUUCUAGGGUUUCCAGGGCUAUGGUGCAGACCGAGAUUGUGAAUUCUAUGGUUUUGGAGGAGAUCGAGGCAAAGGGAAAGGUUAGACCGGUCGAUUGGAAGCCCUUGAGGAAGAGAGUUUCAAUUGUACCGCCGAAGGGAAGUGGCGGCCAUGUCCAAGGUUUGCAGAAGGAAUUGACUGUGGAGAAGUUCACUUGGGCAAACAAGUACCGACCUAUGACUCUUAAGAAAUUCAUCUGCAACAGAGAUAAGGCAGAGUUACUUCAGAACAUGGUGGCCGAGGGAGAAUGCAGCCAUCUCAUAUUUGAAGGUUGUCCAGGAGUGGGGAAGAAAACCAUGAUUUGGGCUUUCCUAAGAGAAGCUUUUGGACCCAAUAAGUUGGAGACAAGAGAGGAGUUGAAGAAAUUUGAGUUAAAGGGAGAAGCUGAGGCCAGCAUUGAAGUAAAUGUUAGAAUAUCUUCUAAACAUGUCGAGAUCAAUCUGUCGGAAUUGCGUGGGCAUGAGAAGCAUGUCAUAGUUUCGUUGAUAGAAGAAUCAAAUGUGACAACCACAGAAUGCGAUCACACUAACUGUCGAGUGAUUGUUCUUUACCAGGCAGACAGGCUCUCCACAGAUGCCCAACAUUAUAUCCGUUGGAUUAUGGAGCGAUAUAAGGGCUGUAAUAAGAUCUUAUUUUGCUGCUCCGAUAUCUCCAGGCUUCAGCCCAUUAGACCUAUUUGCACACACAUUCACCUUUUACCACCUUCAAAAGAGGAGAUUGUUGAAGUCUUGGAGUACAUUGCCGAGCAAGAAGGUGUAGAAUUGCCUCAUCAUCUAGCGGAGAGAAUUGCAGAGAACUCCAAACAGAACCUCAGGCAGGCAAUUCGGUCAUUUGAAGCCACCCGGCAGUUAGAUUAUCCAUUUAAAGAAGACCAGGUAAUAUGGACCGGAUGGGAGGAGGAUAUUGCCAACAUUGCUAAAAAUAUUAUUGACGAGCAAAGCCCAAAGCAGCUAUACAUUAUUCGUGGCAAGCUUCAGAAUCUUAUUGAGCACAAUGUUUCACCUGAGUUUAUAUUCAGUACUUUGGUUGGAGAAUUGAAGAAGCGUUUGGAUGACCACCUCCAUCCCAAAAUCGAUUCCUUAUAUCUGGAAUAUAAUGAAGAAUCGGGUAGGAGGAAUACUGAUGCUGCGAGAAAGAAUGUUCAUCAUUUCAUGAGGAUUGAAGAAUUUACAGCGAAGUUCAUGAGCUUCUAUAAGCCCUGCGUGGAGAAGAACAGUGGAGGACUGGAUGAUUUUGAAAGUUAGGGAGGUAUUACCAAGUAUGACAAUGCUUGGUAUAUAGAUGUACAGAAACACAGUAAAUGCAUUGGAAGAGUGUCACAUGAGAUCCAUGUAUUCUAUGGUUUGAUGGUGCAACUUGUGUACAUGUAUCAUUUACAUUGUUGGCCGUUAGGAGACUAUUUUUCUUUUUCUUUUUCCAUUCUCAUUUAGAUAUGCAAUGAAAUUUUGCCUUGGGGCCUGUUUGUUUUGCCCAUUACCAUAAUAAUGUAAAGAGAAUGGGCAAUGAUUACAAAUUACUUUACCUAUCAUUUAACAAUCAUUGCAUUUAACUGCAAUGGUGACAAUUUUAUAUUGUUUGAUUUAUCUAUAUUAAAAUCGUAACGAUGACAAUUUUAUAUUA
Magnolia sinica is the source of this 2290-nucleotide messenger RNA. Its product is annotated as replication factor C subunit 3-like. Gene Ontology annotation, biological process: DNA-templated DNA replication; DNA repair. Lineage: Eukaryota; Viridiplantae; Streptophyta; Magnoliopsida; Magnoliales; Magnoliaceae. The record is from RefSeq and is a predicted model, not a curated record. The coding region runs from base 172 to 1914 and encodes 580 amino acids. The transcript has 11 exons. Gene Ontology annotation, molecular function: DNA binding; DNA clamp loader activity. Gene Ontology annotation, cellular component: nucleus; DNA replication factor C complex.